CUCUUCACGUUUCCUUUCCCCAGUUCAAGUGUCUCUGUUACUCCUCCGGUUCAGGAACAAGAAAAACCACUAUUUGUUGUUGUGUCAGACUCUUUGUUAAGGGUAUCACCGGGAAAAGAAUAGAAAAGACCAAAACAUGAGUGAACCGUUCGACCUCAACCUAAACCUGCCCUUCCCCGCAGUCACCAAACAGGUCGCUGGGGUCAUCCAGGAUAUUCAAACAAACGUCACCCUCGUCAAGUUUAGUGACAGGAUUCUGAUAACAAUCUCACAAAAGGGACGACUAGGACAUUGGCUUCACGUACCACUCGAAAACAAAAAUCCAGGGACAGAGGGCUUUCACACAAUCUCGGAUUUCGCAGACGACAGUCUACUCCCAAUUGGUAAUCUGACUGCUACGUCGCUGCUCGGUGGCCGAGCUCCUGGUCAUGAGAUAGUUGGUCAGCUUUAUGCUCGUCAAAUAGCCAGUGCUAUUGUCACGAAAACCCCUAACGAAAAGCGAAUGCUUGUCUUGGGUCUUGGGUUGGAAACCGCCGACACUGACCGGGAUGUGUUCUUUGCCAUCAUUGAUCUCGUGCUUCAGUGCAUCUGAAGGGUCGAGAGGGGGUUCAAGGA
Molecule: messenger RNA, 615 nt
Organism: Aspergillus sclerotioniger CBS 115572
Lineage: Eukaryota; Fungi; Ascomycota; Eurotiomycetes; Eurotiales; Aspergillaceae
Exons: 2
Coding region: 137-592 (151 amino acids)
Biological process (GO): proteasome assembly
Source: RefSeq, a predicted model, not a curated record